AUGCAUGCCAGGCAGACAAACAUUGAUAUGCAGUACGGCUUCAUUAACACAUGUUUGAGGACGUUAGUGGUUGAGAAGUUUGGAGAAGAGACAUGGGAGCAGCUAAGGUUAUUGGCAGAAGUCCAAGACACCUUUAUGACCUACGAAAUUUACGAUGACAUCAUGACUAUUCGUCUGGUGCAGGAGGCUUGCAAAAUGCUGGAUGUUUCUUCCGAAAUGGUGUUGAAGUUGUUUGGAGAAUACUUCUUCAGCUUUUGUAAGAUGUCUGGCUAUGACACCAUGCUGCGCACCCUCGGGGGAAAUUUGGUUGAAUUCAUUGAAAAUCUUGAUGCCCUCCAUAGUUACCUGGCAUUAUCUUAUCAGGAGAUGAAUGCACCUUCUUUCCGCGUGGAGCGAACAAAUGAUGGCAGGACACUGCUCCACUAUUACUCAGACAGGAAAGGACUCCACCACAUAGUGCCUGGCAUAAUUGAAGCAGUGGCAAAGGAUUUCUUCGGCAGCAAAGUGACCAUGAGCAUCCUUGAGCAGCCGGAGGAGAAGGAGCGCACAGGAAAGAGGGAACAUGUCAUUUUCCUCAUGACACAAACAAGCGAAGAGACAAAAGCCGAAACUCAGGCUAAAGAAGAUGAUGGUCGAGAGAAGAGUGAGAUCGAAGAGAUGGUUAUGUCAGAGAGAAUCCUUCACUCUUUCUGCCCCAGCUACCCGAAGAGACUGUGGAUUGAUGAGAAAGCCUUCUGCAAUGCUUUCCCUUUUCAUAUUGUGUUUGACCAAGAUCUGAUUGUAAAACAGACUGGUGUGAACAUACAGAAGUUCGUGCCAGGGCUGCAACAGCCAGGGAUCCGCCUGGAUGAAUACUUCAGCGUGGUCCAUCCUGCAGUAACACUCAACAUCUACAGCAUCAAAAAGUUCAUCAACAGCCAGUUUGUACUGAAGACUAAAAGGGAGAUGCUUCCGGAAAGCUUCCAAAACCAGUCUAUGCUCAAAUUACGAGGUCAGAUGGUAUGGAUGGAGUCGCUGCACUGUAUGGUAUAUCUCUGCUCUCCUAAACUGCGUAGCCUGCAGGAACUGGAGGAGCGCGGCCUGCACUUGGCCGACAUCGCUCAGCACGACACCACGCGUGACCUCAUCCUGCUCAACCAGCAGCGGCUGGCCGAGAUCGAGCUCUCCAACCAGCUCGAGCGUAAGAAGGAGGAGCUGCGCAUUCUCUCUCGCCACCUGGAAAUCGAGAAGAAGAAGACAGAGACACUGCUGUAUGCCAUGCUGCCACGUCAUGUCGCUAACCAGCUCAAAGAGGGCAAGAGGGUGGAGGCAGGUGACUUCAAGGUGUGCACUAUUCUCUUCAGUGAUGUGGUCACCUUCACAAACAUCUGUGCAGCUUGUGAGCCCAUCCAGAUUGUCAACAUGCUUAACGCCAUGUACUCCAGGUUCGACCGCCUCACGAAUGUCCACGAUGUCUACAAGGUAGAGACGAUUGGCGAUGCUUAUAUGGUGGUCGGUGGUGUGCCCAUUCCCAAGGACACACACGCUGAGCGUGUGGCAAACUUUGCCUUGGGCAUGAGGAUUGCUGCCAGGGAGGUGAAGAACCCUAUCACAGGACAGCCAAUACAGAUCAGAGUAGGUCUACACACUGGGCCUGUGCUGGCUGGUGUAGUAGGUGAAAAAAUGCCCCGCUACUGUUUGUUUGGAGACACAGUCAAUACAGCAUCACGAAUGGAGAGUCACGGCGUCCCUGACCAUAUACACCUGAGUCCUUUCACCUACAGUGUUCUGAAGGAUAAGCACUUUGAGAUCCGUGAAAGAGGUGAGAUCCAGGUCAAGGGCAAGGGUCUGAUGACCACCUACUUCCUGCUCCAGAACCUCGAGCUGUCCGAGGAGCAGAUCAUGGGCAAAGGGGAAGAAGCCUCUUGUUUGUACAGAGAUGACCAUAAGGAGGUGACACAAGCCACAGACGAUAAAGUCAGAGAAGUAGAAGAAGAGAUGAAACCCACCAAAGAGCAAAGCCGCAGGUCCUCUCCCUCUCUUUCUUCUGGUGACCUUUCACCGCUUCCUGUCACGGAUGACCCUUCACCCUGUUCCCCUGCUGCUGACUCUCCUCACCAUGAUGUACUUCAUUACGUGCCUGAUUACUCAGAACCCAUAGAGAAUGGCUUUCCUUCGGAAAAUGUCAACAUCAACUCCCGUCUCUGCACACUCCUUUAAAUCACACAGUACACACAACCUCUACAUGUAUGUUAGUAUACAGUAUAUAUAGCAGAUACAAAUCCCAUCAACUAUUUUAUUCAAUUUUUUUAACUUACUAGUAUGAAAUUGUUCAAAUAAUACACACCCAGAUAGGGUGAUAGUACAGAUUAUUAUGCUUUGGUGGGUACGAGGGAUGCACAGACCUGAUCAGUGUAGAUAUUUGCCUGAAAUCUUGAUUGACGAAGAAGCUUGCAGAGAGUUUGCAGGUUACUAAGGUAACCUGGUACCAAGAAUCAGCCAGUACUUCAACCUUUGACAUUGAUAUUGUAUCAAAAAGCGAGAUCAGUGCACCUCUGUCGCGUACAUGUUUGUGUAAAUCAUUUCUAUUUAUUGUUCUGUUUAAUGCAGCUUGUUUAUUACAGUAGGUCCUCCUGGUAUUAACAGGCAUCGGUUAUGUUUCAUGAACUAAAUUGUAAAGAAUUUCUGUAAUUUUUCUACAAUCAAAUAACAUGUUCAAACCAGGUAUAAUACUAUAAAUGUUCUGCAGUUCAAUAAAGCAGCCUGUGUGGUGUUGUGCAUUGAAGAAACGUACUGUAUUGCUACUGUAACACUGCUGUAACUAUAUACAGUAUCAUUAACUUUCCUGUAAAACCAGGCUCCAAAGACAAUGAAAGACUUUUUAUUCAUUUUUCAUUCUUCCAGUCUUUUUUUUUUUUUUUUAUGUUGAUCAAACAUACUAUCAACAAACCAGGGUGAAUGCAACAAGUGCUUUCAAUAGGCCUAUUUUGAUAGCUUUAUAAGUGCAAAGAAGAUGAAAUAAUCACGACUAUAUAACAGAAAUGAAGCAUUUGCAUUUGUACAUAGUGAGAAAAAUGACUUUUUUAUAUACCAAUGGCAGUCUCAUUAACAAAGUCACUACAAGCUAGUUAUGUUACAUUAUUAAUGGUGAUUUAUUUAUUAAAAUAGACAAAUUACCUACAUGCUAUGCUAAUUUUCUGCAACCAUGGCAAAUAAGUUUGUUAGCAAAGAUUCUUGGGGAUUUUGCUGUCUUGCUUCAGCAUCCGCUGCUCCACUCGUACCUCCCACUGAAUAUGAAAGCAGUUGUUGGGUUUCGUGUGAAAAAAAAAAAAAAAGACCCCUGAUGCCUACAAAAUCCUGGUACAUUAGUCAAAGCACCGGGAAAACUUUCCCCAGGGCUGCUAUCUGAGAAGGCUUGCUAUACAAAAUCUAGCUAGCUAAUGUUUGAUAGCUAGGUGAUUAAAUAGUGCGAUAAAUACCAUAUAAAAAAAUAUUGGCACCACACCCAACAUAGCCAAUAUUGAACACGCCCAAAGCCAAACAAAUCCCAAUUUUAACGUAAUAUUGUCCUAUUUUUGACUAAAAUCUAAAUUUUUAUACUUAGUUAAGUCAUUUGAUGCCACGAAUACAAGCAAAUACAAUCAUAUCAACGUUAUGUACCUGCUGGGAUAACUAUUAAAGUGCAGUGGUGAUUUUUUCAGUAAUAUAUUGUUAUCAACAGUCCUGUUAAGAUAGUUUUGCAAUCAAAACUUCCAAUACAAUAUGCCAUUACAAACCGUAAGCAAACUGUAAUCUGCAAGCAAAUUGACAGUAAGAUACUGCAAAUGUGUUUGUUUCCAUUUUUCCAUGUAUGUGGCCAUCAUCAUGCUGUGGUUCCUGACUAGUGAGGUUUACACUCACCUGUAUUGUGUGAAUUGUUGACCUACAACACCUAAAUAUUUAUUAAUUAUUUAUUAUAUAAUGAUCAGUGUAGAUAGUAGAUAUGAUGAAGGGUGCUGGAGAGUUUUGAAUCAAUAGUUUGUUCCUCUGUGACUGUGUUUGUACAGCUGCUGCUCAUCUGAUUACUUAAUUUACAAUGAACAUGAACACAAAACCUUUUGCUGUUCCACUGUUGAAUUUCUGAAACAUUUGGAUGGAGGUGUAACUACUUCCAGCUUGGCUACAGCAGCUCUGUGAGCCCUGACUCUCCAUCUGGGAGAGACAUGAGCCCUACGGCCACGCUUCAUUUGCACCUGUUUUCUCCCUACACGCGGCGCCGUGUCAAAACACGACCCAGUACACGGCACUAAUCACUCUCUGGAGAAAUCAUCCACAUGUCCCAGAGUGUUUUGUUUUUUUCAAAUGAAAAUCAGAUGUGGCAAAUACAGAUGACGGAAGGUAAACAUCAGCCAGGUUGGACAGCCGUUAGCCUUGCUGUGCUGUGCUCCAAACACACAGCUGGGACUUGAGAGUGUUGGUGGUUUAGAUUUACAGCAUGUUCACAAACAACUUUCAUAUUUUUGAUGUGUAUUAUAUAAUUGAUGCGAAUUUUGUUGUAUUCUAGUAGAAGGUUAUCUUUGUAAUAGGUACCCUGGGCUAUCGCUAAUCAGUUUUAUAUAUCAGUGCUGUUGAAUUCUAGCUUCUGACUGGACAGGUGUUGAUUUUAAUUUUUAAAAUUAAUGAAACAGCAGCUCUGACAGUAGUUCUGGCUACAAAGGUUUAUAUUAACGCACUUGUUCUAAUACAUUAUCAUUUCUAUAGUAACAAUUUACACAGGGACUCGUAUGGCGAACUCUCCACAUAAAUGGUUAAAAAAAUGUCUAUAAUCAUUGAUAUGGUGAAGUUUUCUGUGAGAUGUUUAUUUGACAUUUUUGGAAGAAGGCUCCAGUGUCAGUACUUUGCAACAAGUUUCGCUGUAACAUGACAAGCUGCAUCUUUUUGUUUUUAUUAACUUUAAGACAGAGAAGAAAGAGAGGCUGGUGAGGAAAUGAUUGU
Molecule: messenger RNA, 4953 nt
Organism: Pangasianodon hypophthalmus (striped catfish)
Lineage: Eukaryota; Metazoa; Chordata; Actinopteri; Siluriformes; Pangasiidae
Gene: gucy1b2
Product: guanylate cyclase 1, soluble, beta 2
Exons: 14
Coding region: 1-2199 (732 amino acids)
Biological process (GO): response to oxygen levels; cGMP biosynthetic process
Cellular component (GO): guanylate cyclase complex, soluble
Molecular function (GO): heme binding; guanylate cyclase activity
Source: RefSeq, a predicted model, not a curated record